AUGACUCAAGUUAUAGAAGACACUUAUCCUUAUUUGCCUGUUUAUGAAGCUGUCGCAAAAGAAUCUGACAAUGACGACUGCCAGCCUUACUUUGAUUUUAUCACAACCCUAAAAGAAGCAAAGCAAACUGAUUAUCAAAGCUACAAGUAUAGAAUUGACACUGAUUUUCCCAAAAUAGACAAACUAGUUUUGCGGAGACCAACGUGUAUGCCAACUAUUCCCGAAGCUGUUGCUCAUUUAAAGUUGUUGAAAGCGUUUGGUGUAUUGAAGGAAAAUGUAUUAGGGUGUGGAAAUGAUCCUGAAAAGUACCAAAUUAAAAAGUGGAAGGUGUUUAUUACAUGUGCCGUGAGGCGGUUUAUUAUUUUUGUAUCUGCCUUGAGGGACUGUUAUAGUGAUGGAUCUUCGUCCAGAGAACUUCCAUUCUAUGAACUACAAAAAGAUGCAAGCUUCAAUGAAACAAUGGAUCUGUUUUUGCCUCCGCUAGAUGUGGUUAUGGUAUGGCAUGCCUUUUUAUUAAAUCCAAAGACGUUCUAUGACGUGUUUACAAGAGAGGAGUUUAUUGUAUUUGCAAAGUACCCAUUUCCGUUGGAUAGACUUGAAUCGUGUAUUGACAAUGAAUCUUUUGAGUAUAACGUAUCGGAUGAGUACAAGACCAAUUAUACUAAUUUAUUGAAAACAUUCACAGACAAAGCAAACGAUUUAAAGUAUGAUGUGGGGACUUUUUCUAUGCACGAAGAGUUGGUUGUUGUCUAUUGUCCACAGUGUGAGGUGUCAUUAUCAAAGCCUAUUCCAAUGACAACAGAUCGGGAAACUGGGUUUGCCGAUUGCCAAUUCAAAGCAAAACCUCAAAGCAAGAAUAGAAACAUUGUUUUGCAUAAUUGCUAUUGUGAAGAUAUUGAAGAGCUAACUCAUGACGAACUACGCAAACUUCAAUUGUACCACGAUCUUCACAACUCAAGGCCCCUCCCAAAUACUUAUAAAUACUUUUCACCAGUCCUUUGCAAUCCAAAACAAUCAAGAGAUCCUGGCGUAGCUAGUAACAAGGUUAAACAGGCUGUUAUGAAACGUUGGAGCUCUUCCAAACCUGUUUAUGCGAUCACAAAAGAUGUCGAUGGAGGGUUGGGUGAUUAUGCACAGUCGAAUCUUAUCUGUUAUACAGUGCCCCGUGGUAUGGUGAUUGGUGAGGAUCUAGUUGGCUGUGUAUUGCGACAGGAAAUAUUUACCAUGAAAAUGAACAGCAUGGAUUGGUUGCACUCACCUAUUGUGCUACAGAGCGUAUCUGAGUCGUUGAUCAGAUAUAGACGGUUUUUCCUGAUGAUGACUGAUAAUAAUCUAACACAUAUGGUAGUUCCCACAUUGGAUAUUGACUUGAUGUGGCAUACCCAUCAGCUAUGGAUGUAUGGAUAUUUCAAAGACUGUUUGUCUUCAUCGUGCCAUGCCGUCAUCGACCAUGACGAUAAAGUCGAGGCAGGAGAAUUAGAUGAUGGUUUUCUGUUUGCUUCCAAGGAAUAUAAGAAAAGGUAUAAUGAAGACUAUUCAAUCUGCUAUUGCCGUUAUUGCUCGAGCCACAGACCAGAAGUGAAGCUUCUGUUUUGGAAGUCGUCUUUGAAAUCACGAAAGAAAUUGGAAAGAGAAAAGUUUUCAUUAGUUACUCAUCCGUUGUUCAGUUUAAAUGAAGGGUUGUGUCAUAUAAGCACACAUAACUCAAUAGUUUUGCCCCAUGAUGCUGCUAUAAGUAGAAGAUUGGAAAGUGAUCUACCAUGGACCAAAAAACAUUUCCAUUUACAAGACCCAGCAAAUUAUGUUGUUGCACCACUGGUACCAGCAGGGGCCUUAAUCUUUUGUAAAAUUCCGAUGUAG
Molecule: messenger RNA, 1860 nt
Organism: Candida albicans SC5314
Lineage: Eukaryota; Fungi; Ascomycota; Pichiomycetes; Serinales; Debaryomycetaceae
Exons: 1
Coding region: 1-1860 (619 amino acids)
Source: RefSeq, a predicted model, not a curated record